Coffea eugenioides is the source of this 1776-nucleotide messenger RNA. Its product is annotated as sugar transporter ERD6-like 5. Gene Ontology annotation, cellular component: membrane. The coding region runs from base 115 to 1581 and encodes 488 amino acids. NCBI's taxonomy places the organism in Eukaryota, Viridiplantae, Streptophyta, Magnoliopsida, Gentianales, Rubiaceae. The transcript is spliced from 18 exons. Gene Ontology annotation, molecular function: sugar transmembrane transporter activity. The record is from RefSeq and is a predicted model, not a curated record. Gene Ontology annotation, biological process: transmembrane transport; carbohydrate transport.
AAACACUUGUGCAAAUCCUCUAUUAUUGAGUUGAAGUUGCUACCAAUGCCAACUCUCUAAGGUUCUUCUGCAUGUUCAGUUCAUCUCAUUUCUUUUCUUGUGUCCAUUCAUUUGAUGGAGCCACAAAGCAUAGUUGAUUUUGAUGAAGAAGCCAGCAACCCUUUACUUAGAAGAGCAAGUCCUGACACAGAAAGCCGUGAAGAUGCUGAGGCUGGGAAGAUUAGCAGCCCUGCUUCUUCUGGUGCCACAGCUUUGGUGAUAUUCAGCACUUUGAUUUCUGUCCUGGGUUCCUAUGUCUUUGGAACUGCAGUGGGAUUUUCUUCUCCUGCUCAAUCUGGAAUUGUAAAUGACCUAGGCCUCUCAAUAGCUGAGUAUUCCGUAUUUGGUUCAAUAUGGACAAUUGGAGCAAUGCUUGGUGCAAUAAUAAGUGGGAAGAUAGCAGAUUUCUUUGGAAGGAGAGUGGCAAUGGGGUUCGCAGAAUUGUUUUGUCUUGUGGGCUGGACCGCAAUUUCAUUCUCACAGAAUGCUUGGUUGCUUGACAUUGGACGGUUUUUAGCAGGAUAUGGAGUUGGGAUUCUGUCAUACGUGGUACCUGUAUAUAUAGCUGAAAUAACACCUAAAAAUCUUCGAGGAGCAUUUACAUCAGUCAAUCAGUUGAUGAUAUGCUGCGGGGGGUCAGUGAUGUAUGUUAUUGGAAAUUUCACCUCCUGGCGUACACUGGCUCUGAUUGGAACCAUUCCAUGUAUACUGCAGUUGCUAGGCCUUUUUUUAAUUCCAGAAUCCCCCAGGUGGCUGGCUAAGAUGGAUAAGUGGAAAGAAUGUGAAACUUCUUUGCAGCGCCUUAGGGGAGACAAUGCCAAUAUUUCUCAAGAAGCAGCUGAAAUCAUAGAGUAUACUGAAAUGCUUAAACAAUUGUCUGACACUAGGAUGAUUGACUUAUUCCAGAGGAAAUAUGCUCACGGACUCAUUGUUGGAGUGGGUCUAAUGGUAUUGCAACAAUUCGGAGGGGUUAACGCCAUUGCUUAUUAUGCAAGCGCAAUUUUUGAGUCAGCAGGUGUUUCUAGUAGGACUGGGACUUUGGCCAUGGUUGUUAUUCAGGUUCCAAUGACCCUUUUGGGGACUCUCCUAACCGAUAAAUCUGGAAGGGUACCACUGCUAAUGAUUUCUGCAACUGGAACAUUGUUGGGUUGUUUCUUAACAGGAUUGUCAUUCUUACUACAGGACCUUCAACUCUGGAAGGACAGUCCAUUAUUAGCAUUAAUCGGUGUACUGAUCUUUACAGGAUCUUUCUCAUUAGGGAUGGGCGGAAUUCCUUGGGUUAUAAUGUCAGAGAUAUUUCCAAUAAAUGUGAAAGGUCUUGCUGGAAGCCUGGUGACAGUUGUGAACUGGCUUGGUUCUUGGAUUAUUUCCUAUUCUUUCAAUUUCCUUACAAAAUGGAUCAGCUCUGCAGGGACAUUUUUCUUGUUCUCAGUCGCAAGUGGUUUAACUAUCAUAUUCGUUGCAAAGCUUGUUCCUGAGACUAAAGGGCGUACCCUGGAAGAAAUUCAAGCAUCCAUGGUUUUGUUUACAAGGAAAAGCUGAAAUUUCAAAUCCAUUCUUCAUGGUUGUAGAGGUGUACUGUUCUAUAAGCCUGUUGCUUUGAUCUGCAUAUCUACAUCUUGUUUUUGAGUUAAUUGCUGACAAAAGCACAGAAAAUAAAAAUCCAUACUUCUCCAUAUGAUUGUAGUGACUAUUUAUCAAUCCCCUACAGAUUAAAAAUGCUUGGAGUUUUGAGUA